CAGGCAUUGAUACAACACGAACUGAAACCGUGUCGUGAAGCUGCUCUCACACCGCCUCUCUUCGUGUCUGAACCCGUCUGUGAGGAGGGAUAGAGUCGGUCUGUCCGGGGGUUACCUGACUCCAGUCAUUACCGAGAGGCCAGCCCUCCACACAGCAGCAGCAGCCUCAUGUUUCCUGUUGUUCUGAAUAACUGCAGAGCAGAUACACAGCUUUCACAGCUUCGAAAGUAACAGGUGCUCAAGGCCCUUCCAUGGUAUCAGAAGUGAUUGUGAUGAAGUGAGGCAUCUGAGCAAAAUAGGUUGACUGUGGGAAUCCAUUCCUAAUUCAGGUUGGCUGCUGACGUAAAUCAGGAGCGAGGUCCAAACAUUUUGCUGACACUUUUCCAGACGCUGGGUAGAAUCGGGCCAUAUUAAUAAGUGGCGAGCGACGGAAGCGAGGGGCUGGUUUUGCUUUCAAAGAGACGAAAAGGGGAAAAGAGAAAGAAGCGGAACCGAGACCACAACGCAACUACAGAAUGGGAGUCCGCUGCAGGAGCAAAUCCUCCUAGAGACACAGACUUGGAGGAGCAUUGGUCAUACAAGCAGAAGCACCGCUUACAAUACACAAAGAUUUAAGAUGAUUGACAGUCAGUUGUCAGCUCAAAGGAGGGCGAUGAGGAGCCUUCCUGAUGACAGCAUGCUGAAGACCAGCACCUACAUCGUGCCCUGCUUCCUCUUAGUGGAGCUGGUCAUCAUGGCAGGGACUGUGCUGUUGGCGUACUACUUUGAGUACACGGACACGUUCCCCGUGCACAUCCAGGGCUUCUUCUGUUUCGACAAAGCCUACUCCAAGCCGUUCCCGGGACCAGAGGACAACAGCAAGGCACCGCCUGUCCUCGUCUACUCCCUAGUAACCGCCAUCCCCACUGUGACGAUUCUGAUCGGGGAAGUGACCAGUUUCUUUGUGAAGGCAGAGGGAGCUCAGGAGAAGACCAUAGUGACCGCUGACUGCUGUUACUUCAACCCCCUCCUCCGAAGGAUCGUACGUUUUCUGGGUGUCUACUCCUUCGGCCUCUUCACCACCACCAUCUUUGCCAACGCAGGUCAAGUGGUGACAGGAAACCAGACGCCUCACUUCCUGUCUGCCUGCAAGCCAAACUACACAGCUCUGGGCUGCCAGUCUCCGCUGCAUUACAUCGCAGAACGCAGAGCCUGCACAGGAAACCCUUACCUGGUGGCGUCCGCCCGCAAAUCCUUCCCCUCCAAAGACGCAGCGCUCAGCUUUUAUUCAGCCAUCUACACAGUGAUGUAUGUGACCCUGGUGUUCCGGACCAAAGGGACACGCCUGACUAAGCCCACCCUGUGCCUGGUGCUGCUGUCCCUGGCCGUGCUGGUGGGGGUGGUGAGGGUGACUGAACACAGGAACCACUGGAACGAUGUCCUGGCUGGGUUUGUCACCGGAGGGGCCAUCGCUGCCUUCCUGGUGUCAUGUGUGAUCAACAAUUUCGAGCAAACUCAAAUAUCCAUGCCGAGUCCCCCACCACAUCAGCGUCCAGAGCCCCCGAUCGGCAUCCCUCUUCUCAGCCUACCCCGCGUGGAGAGUCCACUCGAAAAGCUCCAGGGCUACCGUAUUCUGAGAUCACAUGACCAUCAGCCAAUCCCGUCCCCAACCCCUCCCGAUGUGCUCCUCCCGUCACGACGUUGCCUCACCAGCGCAGUCUAGACCUUCCCACUGAAUGCCCCCCGCCCUGCCGUGCCCACCCCGAAGGACGACAUCCUCUCAGACGAGUCAAAUCUACGCAGGUCUGAAGGUCCACCAAUCACAGGAGACAGAACAGCGACACGUGCACAUGGCUGAAACCUGUCAUCCGCUAAGGACCAAUCAUUGACGGAUCCAUGUCCUUCUGUCCAGUUUUGUCCUGUUUGUCCUCCACAAUGGCCUCCUAUUUCUUUCAGGUAUUGAAGACCCAAUGAAAGAAUCGCCAAAGCCAGAGCUGUUGAAGCAAUACUGUGUCCUAACUCCUUCUCCUGGUUUCCACAAAGACCCAACAGUGACUCUGAAGACAGUUGGCUGGUGAUGACUUGGUAAAUUAAAUAAAAACUAACAGUUUGGGGAUCGAAGGAAAGUCCAAUCCCCGGUGGAUCGCCCUCAUCAGACUAUUUUGCAACGCUCAGGACAAUACAGUGGAAAACAGGACAGAAUUUAAAAAAAACAUACCUUUAUGGAAUCGAAAUGCAGGUACUGUGGAGUAUUAUGGUACAGAUUUGUAUUUCUGUCCUCAAAAAUAACAAGAGUUGAAGAAGAAAGCACCUUUGUAAAUGAUGGCACAGAUGAACCAAUUUAGUGUUCAAUUAACUGUGUUGUAUCUUAUUUGUUAUUGGGGGAUUUAGGAUUGAUCUCUUGCUGUAUAUUGUGUGAAGUGACAGAAGAGAGAUUUAUACACGCUACAGCUGUGCUUGUGAUACCACGUUUGUUUGAGGCAUCAGUUAAUUCAUCCUUGAAGUGAACUGGACUAGAUUUCCAUCAACUCUCCAAAUAUCUUUUAUCUACUUACUAUUCAGGUGUGUGUUUCUAAAUGUCUGUAGGUUGUACAUUCAUGCUGUGGAACAUUUGGAAGGUUUUAUCAUUUGACUUACUGCCUUUUCUUUGUUGAGUCUUUGUUUGUGUAAUGCUGCAUUUCUAUUGCAUAUUUCAGAAGUGCUUUACUCGACAAGACUCACAUUUUUUCCCGCCGAAACUGAGGAUCAAAGCAAACAAUGCAGACCACAGAUUGGUCAGAGCAUGCUCAUCAUCAGAACAUGGUACAUGUUUUUAAAUAGCCAAAUCUGCCCUCAAUAGAAACCUAAUUUAAAAAAUGCACAAAACUGCGCCCUACAAUUGCAGACAUUUUGUUGAGUUGCUUCUGAAAGGACUUAAAAAAGAACCUAAUACCAGGUUUAAGUCGAGUCGAGCAGAACAGUACCGUGCAGUGGAAACACAGCAUUAGUUUGCAUAUAUUUGACACUUUAUUUCUCCCAUACCACUUUCAUAUGUGUAAUUUUUAUACCUUUAAAAUACCAGUAUCUUAAUGUUAUUGUAUUUGCUUCUUUUACUUUUCAUAUUUAAUGUUUUUUAAGAAUAUUUCAAAAUCACUUGUUGAUGCUCCCAUUUAUCCGUCCUGUCCAGUUAUUUCCUGCUUCAGCCCGGCAUCCUUUCAUCACAAUUACUUUAGGAUACCAAGGGCACAGACCAGUGUGUAAGACUUCUGAAUUUUGCAAAGUUUUGUACAGUAUAUAGGUUUCUUUACACAGUAUAUACAACUUUUUCAUUACGUUUGAAUUAUGUGAACAAUGUGAAACUAUCUUAAGCUGUCUUGUGUAGUUGCCUGGCCAUGAGCAGGAAUGUAGCGCGGUGUAGGAGUGUGUAAGAUCUCACAACAUACAGCUGGUGUGUGUGGCUCAGGAGAACACUGCUAGCAUGUUAUUCUAGAGUGUGCGAAGAGCUAUAUACUGUAAAGAAGAAAUUGCUAUAUGGUCUUAUUAAGUGUGUGUGUGUGUGCGUGUGUGUGUACGUGUGUGUGUGUGUGUGUGUGUGUGUGUGUGUGUGUGUGUGUGUGUGUGUGUGUGUGUGUGUGUGUGUGUGUGUGUGUGUGUGUGUGUGUGUGUGUGUGUGUGUGUGUGGUACGAUUCAGAUUUCUGUGAAUGUUUAUAAUGAGCACAUUGUAUGGCAGGAUAACUGUUAAUUUGGCAAUCUGUUUUCUUAAGUUAAACUGUCAAAAGUAGCUGCUAUAAUUACACACUUGUGGUUGUGUGUAACUGCGGGCCUUCAAAGGACUCCUGCCAAGGCAUCCUAACAAUGCCCGUUAUAGCAGAAGGUGCUCAUUAUAGCACCGAGAUUACCUUCAUUGAAACUUUUCAGUCAGAAUUUUUUGUAAACAACUGAAGAGAUAAAGAGAACACCAUAACUGUCGAAAUAAUUUUAUUUUCAUGUUAACAUGUCCCUGUUUUGUAUUUAUUUACCAAAAUAAAUUGCGAUUACCACA
Molecule: messenger RNA, 4001 nt
Organism: Gymnodraco acuticeps
Lineage: Eukaryota; Metazoa; Chordata; Actinopteri; Perciformes; Bathydraconidae
Product: phospholipid phosphatase-related protein type 5-like
Exons: 11
Coding region: 617-1702 (361 amino acids)
Biological process (GO): phospholipid dephosphorylation; phospholipid metabolic process; signal transduction
Molecular function (GO): phosphatidate phosphatase activity
Source: RefSeq, a predicted model, not a curated record